This is a messenger RNA of Raphanus sativus (radish), 1296 nucleotides long. Its product is annotated as transcription factor MYBC1-like. Gene Ontology annotation, molecular function: DNA-binding transcription factor activity; DNA binding. The record is from RefSeq and is a predicted model, not a curated record. The coding region runs from base 284 to 1021 and encodes 245 amino acids. Gene Ontology annotation, cellular component: nucleus. Gene Ontology annotation, biological process: regulation of DNA-templated transcription. The transcript has a single exon. NCBI's taxonomy places the organism in Eukaryota, Viridiplantae, Streptophyta, Magnoliopsida, Brassicales, Brassicaceae.
AAAGUUAAUAGAAAAGACACUAAAAAUGGUAAACAAGUGGAAGCCACGCGCCAAAGUAGGCGUCGGUCGAAUUUAACGAUCUUAACUCUCAAAACUGAGAAAAAAUAUAUAUAAAAAGAAUCUUCUGAUGUUGUCUCUUCAAGUCUUUUGCCUCAAAAUCAAGAACUCUCUCUCUCUCUCUCGAUGUUCAUCUUCAUCUUCACCUUUAUGGGGUUGAGCAAGAAAGUGAUGAUCUCAUUUGAAUAACUUGCCAUUUAUAGUCGGAAACUUUCUAUUUUGAGUUAUGAGAGAGGAAGAUUCCAACUGGUCUGCUAAAUGGGAAGAAGAGCUUCCGUCGCCGGAGGAGCUCAUACCGUUAUCUGUGUCACUAAUCACACCUCAUCUCGCCAUGGCCUUCGAUCUCCGAAGCUCUAACCACCGCAACAAUGGCAGUUCAGGUCAACAUCUGCCUCAAACCACUCCGCCACAAGCCGAGUUCGCGGGAGACGAACCAGCUCGGACUCUGAAACGGCAGCGUUUAGUAUGGACGCCGCAGCUGCACAAGCGUUUCGUGGACGCUGUGGCGCAUCUCGGGAUCAAGAACGCUGUUCCCAAAACCAUCAUGCAGCUCAUGAGCGUCGAGGGGUUGACCAGAGAGAACGUCGCUAGCCAUCUCCAGAAGUACAGACUUUACCUCAAGAGGAUGCAGUCCGGAGGAGGAGGAGGAAGAGGAAACGUCGGUGAGUCCGAUCAUCUCUUUGCGAGCUCGCCUGUUCCUGCACACUUCUUACACCCGACAGCAGUCAGACAAAGCUCCGACCAUUUCAUACCGUCUUUUGUCCCGCAUCAUCAGUUCCUCCACCGGCAAAUAUCCGCCGUGAAGAUGGACCAGUCGUUGUUUUUGGCUAGGCAGAGUCAUCAGCAACCUGUUCUCAUCAGACCAUCCUCGUUGCAUCUGCAUAGUCGAGUGGCUAACUACGCAGAUGAUUUGGAAUCAGGAGGCAAGACGGUCUUGACUCUGUUUCCAACUCGACAAGAUUGAAUUUAAAACAAUUUAUAGAUUGGAACCGUUCACAAAAUUCGAGUCCAAUCUUUGAUGAUUCUCUAUUUCUAUAUCAAAAUGUCUUUCUCUACAAAUAUUCAAGGAACAUAUUGGCCUCCCCUUUCGGUGUAAAGAUUUGAGUUUAGUUGAAAAGAUGCAUAUGUCUAGAUUUGAUUAUGCAAAAGUACUUUACUCUGUUUCUUUCUUUUGUUUUGUGUGUGUGUUGCAUGUCUGCUUUGCAACGAGCAGCAUAUCAUAAUAGCAUCUGCAGCUGC